Harmonia axyridis is the source of this 3615-nucleotide messenger RNA. It is a transcript of the gene conv, whose product is annotated as protein artichoke. Gene Ontology annotation, molecular function: protein binding. The record is from RefSeq and is a predicted model, not a curated record. The transcript is spliced from 14 exons. Bases 326 to 3598 code for a protein of 1090 amino acids. NCBI's taxonomy places the organism in Eukaryota, Metazoa, Arthropoda, Insecta, Coleoptera, Coccinellidae.
AACCACUAUACUGAAGAGAAAGCACCUGAAAAAUCCAAGUUCCACCUCUGUCUUCUAUCUCAUAGCAAAGUCAUUUGCCUUGACGAAGUAGAAGUAAAAGUAACAGUUCGGUUCGAUAGACGGAAGAUCUACCUAUCGCAGAGUGUCGAAUUUAAAGAAAAUAUCGCAAUGAUUUCCGUCCUCCAAAGAAGUGCAAGACGAUUUUUUAUGUGAAUUGAAGUGCUGAAGAGUUGGUGCAGUAUGGUUGACAGAAAUGUCCAUGCAAAAUAGUGAUUUCAAACGGAAUAUUCUGAAUUUUAAAGAACCGUAGGAGCAGACAAUAAAAAUGAACACCGUUUUGUAUGCCGCUGCUGUCUUCUUCUUGCUGCAAGUCUAUGGGGGUUAUAUACCUCCAGGUCCAAAGUACCGAUGCCCGAAGGAGAAGUUACUUCUGCAUCCUUGUUGGUGCACAAAGGAAUCAGAUGAAGGACUAGAAGUAGCUUGCAACAACACUAAUUUAGCCAGUAUGAGCGUGGCUCUGAAUAACUUAGCUACCUACGAUAUGCCCAUUGAAAGGUUGACGAUAUACAAGUGCCAUAUAAGGCGGCUGUUCGGCAGUCUUCUGUAUAAACUGCAAUUACGAGUACUGGAGAUUAGGGACACUCCGAUCGAGACGAUAGAGGAGCAUACUUUGCUCGGAGUUAAUGGAACCUUGAAGGAGCUGCAUCUGAUCAACACGAGCCUGGCCGAGUUCCCGAAAUUGGCAUUCAGGAUCCUGAGCCAACUGACCAUCCUCAACGUGGACCAGCACAAGAUGACCAAUCUACCCAAAGACAUUCUUUCAGAUAGUGCUAUGACAGGUACUCUUCUGAAGCUUUAUUUGAGCAAUGGGCUGCUUGACACACCACCCGUUGAGGCGUUUCAGCCCUUGAGGAAGCUGAAGAUCUUGGAUCUUCAUGGCAACAACAUGGUAACCCUUGUUCGGAACCAAUUCAGGGGUCUUAGAGAUGUGGAGAGGUUAGAUCUGAGCUUCAACAAGAUCAAGAAGAUCGAUGGUUCACAUAUGGCAGAUCUGACGAAGUUGGGGUGGCUGAAUGUUUCUCAUAAUGCUCUCACGGAGAUCACAAGAGGUGCCUUCGCGAGGAACACAGUUCUGAAAGUCCUCAACAUGUCCCACAACAGCAUAAAGAGGUUAGAUUCGAACACAUUCAGAGGAAUGAGAUUCCUAAGAAGAAUUUAUUUAUCGGACAAUAAAAUAUCCGACGUUGCCAGAGGAACCUUCGCAUCUUUGACAAGGAUUGGAACCAUAGAUCUGGCAAGAAAUUUGCUGGAGAAGGUUGAUUAUCAGAUGUUUUAUCAACUGAAUUAUUUGGAGCUCAUCGAUCUCUCGCAAAAUAACAUUACGGAGGUCCAGAAGCUGUCGUUCAAGGAUGUGUAUUUUGCGAAAAUCGAUCUAUCCAGGAAUAAUAUCAGCGUGAUUGAGAACGGGGCGUUCGAGAACUGUGCAAACAUAUCCGUUCUGGACCUCUCGCACAAUUCCAUAGACUCCUUCGCAAGGAAAGUGUUCGACGAGACCACUUACGCUGCAGAGCUGAGGUUGUCGUAUAAUAAGUUGACUUCUUUGAACGAGGUGCCACUGGCCAACAUGUCAGGCUUAAAAAUUCUGAACGUGUCCCACAACGAACUAAUAAAAAUUCCCAAAUCCACCUUCCCGAAGUUGUACGAACUUCACACCAUAGAUUUAUCCCAUAACAACCUGACUGAAAUUUUCAACUCCGUCUUCCAGACUUUGUUCUCCCUCAGGUUCCUGAACUUGAGCUACAAUCACAUGAAUGCCCUUAAGCCCAGUACUUUCGGUGCCCUGCCCACCCUUCUGGAGUUGGACAUGAGCCAUAAUCUCUUGAAGAAGAUAGCCAGAGGGGCCUUUACACGAUUGGACGGCAUGAGGCGACUCCUGAUUCAGGGCAAUAUGUUAGGGGAGGUCUUUACCAUCCCCCAAUCAGUGUCCUACCUAGACCUUUCCAAUAAUCAGCUGACUCAUCUGCCAGACAAACUGUGGCCGUCUAUGAACUCCUUGCUGGAGCUCGAUCUGGGCAAUAAUCAGCUGGCCGACAAUCUGACCAGCCAAAGUUUCAGCGGUCUCUUGACCGUGCAACGGCUUCAUUUGAACAAUAAUGGAAUUCAGAAGCCACCUUACGAAGCCUUGAAAACUUUGAGUUCGUUGCAGUAUUUGUAUUUACAGGACAAUAAUAUCACCAUGUUGGGCAAAGCCGCCUUCGGCAAUCUACCUGUAGUUUUCGAGCUGAAUCUGGCGAACAACAGCAUCCGUAAUGUGAGCGUCAGAGCUUUCGACGGGCUGUUGCAGCUGCUGACUCUCAAUUUGACCAACAACAACAUCUCCUACAUACCGAAUGGAGCUUUUCAUGGUUUAGUUGCCCUGACGACCUUAGAUUUAUCGCACAAUAAGUUGGAAAAACUGGAUAACAAAACGAAUGGACUCCUAGACGACUGUCUCUCAUUGCAACGGGUGAAUCUGAGUCACAACAAAAUAAGUUUCGUGACUAGGAAGACCUUUCCAAGCGACCCUUACAUACCUUACAAGCUGAAAGAAGUGGACCUGAGUUACAACGCCAUGCCUAUCAUAACUUUCGAUCUGACUAUUGGCACCAAGAAGCUGGAGAAGUUAAAUUUGUCCCACAACGCUAUUUCGGAUAUCAGAAGGUGGGUUAUCGGCAAUUUGACAAAAUUGAGCGUGCUGGAUCUAUCCAACAACAAACUAGCAGACUUGACAACUGACAAAGAGAUAUUCAAGCUACCUCCAAAUCUGACUGAGCUCUAUUUGGCAGACAACCGUCUUGGGAAUUUACCUUGGAAGACGCUGACCAAUCUGACGCAGCUUGAGGUGCUAGAUUUGAGGAGGAACAACUUUAAUACCAUCAACAGAGAUCUGACCCACAUCAUUACUAAAAAUGUUAGCGUUUUCUUUGAAGGUAACCCCCUUCGAUGUGAUUGUUUCCUGAGACCUUUGAAACGCUACUUCAAUGAUCAUCUGGCUCUGCCACCGCAGUACAAAGAGCUGAGAUGCACCCAACCCACAUUCCUUGCUGAGAAGAAGUUCCACUACAUUUCAGAUACUCUUCUGAACUGCCCUUUCAAUCUGAACAAUUCUAAGGUCCUAGAGGAGAUGCAGGAAGACUACGAUAUUACGCCUGACUUCAGAUUUAGAAGGAUAGAAAUAAAAGACAACAAAAUCUUCCUGAGAUGGAGAGUGAUGAAACGAGAAGCCGACAUAGCAGAUACAUACGUAGUCAUCAGAAACCUAAAACCCCACUCCAACGUCCCAGAGAAGCCGUUCUUCGAAAGGACGCUGCAGUAUUUCAAGCGUAGCGUCGAUAUCGACUUGGACGCCGAGCUCAGGAAGCAUCUGAACCACUCCUGCAACCUCCAAGUCUGCAUCCUGGGAUCCACGAGUCAGCACAUCAUCAGGUCCUUCUAUUCCAGUCAGUGCAAGGAUAUGUGUGAUCUUACAGUCAAGGCUAGUGGCGCUUCAAGAAAUCAAAAUGUGAUAUUGUUGACAUUUUUCAUAUCUGUAUUUAUUUUCACGUUUGAUUUGUUUUAAUAAAGAUGUUUGGUGGA